UCAAACAAUCUUCAGCGCCCCACACCACAUUUUAAAAGAGCUGUGCAAUGGCGCCGUCCAGGGGUAUCUAUUUAAUAUCGCAUGCAUUCAGGCAAUGCUCCAGAUUUUCCGGUCCACUGGCGUACGGUCGUAAAAGAUUCUCGACAUUUACGGAGAAGCUCACCAACCCGAAAAACCGAGUUCAGAGCUACCUCUCCACGAGCGAUGACCCAUGUCUCAAUCUUUCCAUAGAGGAUUAUAUCCUCAGGAAGUCACCACCUGAGUCGUACAUUCUGUUCUUGUACACCAACCGGCCUUGUGUUGUUAUUGGACGCAACCAAAAUCCGUGGACUGAGGUCAAUCUGUCCAUACUUAAUGUCGCCGAUUUGAAACAAAGUGCGCAAUUGAAAGAGACCGAGCCGCCUGCAAUUGGCAAUGUAGAACUUGUACGACGGCGCUCCGGUGGUGGCACUGUAUUCCAUGACGAGGGCAAUCUCAACUGGAGUAUUACAUGUCCACGAACUGACUUUACGCGUGACAAGCACGCUGAAAUGGUCGUACGCGCCCUACGCAAACUUGGUGUGAACCGAGCAAGAGUCAAUGAAAGGCAUGACAUUGUCCUUGAUCAAGGCAAUAAAGAGCUUCCAGUGGAUCCCGAGGACACGCACAGAACGACAUAUACUCUAGAAGAUGGCGCAUCACCUAGGCCACUGAAAGUUUCUGGAUCAGCGUACAAGCUCACCCGUGGAAGGGCAUUGCACCAUGCGACGACAUUGCUUGCUUCUCCAAACUUGCAUAUCAUUCCUCAAUAUCUUCGAUCGCCGGCAAAACCAUUCAUCGAGGCAAAAGGUGUCGAAAGUGUGAGCUCGCCCGUUGGCAACAUUGGCUUGGACGACGCCAUUUUUCGUAAAGAGGUGCAGAAGCAAUUCGGGGCGAUGUAUGCAAAAGUUGGCGAAGCUGUCGUAGACUUCGUUGGCGAUGAAUACCUCAAUAUACCGGAAAUCAAGAAAGGCUACGAUGAGCUCAAGACCAAAGAGUGGAUUCUGUCUCAGACACCACAGUUUACGCUCAAUGCUGAAGGUCCCAGUGGUGAAGAGAUAUGUGUCACAGUUCACCAUGGCGUAAUCAAAAGCUUCCAUUUCCAAGGCGCGGGACUUUCCAAUGAUAUAAUAGAGGCAGUCUCCUCGGCACUGUUAGAGCAACAGAUGCAUGAGAUUUCGGAUUGGCGUUCACUGCUUGGCCAGCAUGUCGAAACUCAAGAUGCCAGUGCUUCAGCCAUUAUCGAUUGUCUUGAGAGGUUCUUGCCACUUCCAAAGCUGACCAAGGAUUGAAUAGAAUAAGGUCAAGAGUGUCCUUGUGUGGGGAACUGUUAUAGUGCGGCACACUCUUUGACGGUUCCUUUGUGUCUCUCCACGAGACAACUCGAGGACUUCCUUAAGGCGUAUUGGGAUGUUCCAUUGUUGCUCCAAACUGUUUGUUCCACGCUUCGACUCGGUUCAAGGGCGAAAAUGAAGGGUUUCAUUUCAGGACUUUGGAAAGGAUUGUGCUAUCUCCCAAUCAACAAGGGUUUCUUCUGCCAGAUAUCGUCCACCGCAAAGGUCUCUGUGUGCCUUGGAGAGUCUUUGACAGUAUAGACAGGGCAUUCAGUUCGUACGUAGUUUCGAAAAUCUCCCUUCUCAGUGCAC
This is a messenger RNA of Aaosphaeria arxii CBS 175.79, 1664 nucleotides long. RefSeq lists its product as uncharacterized. The coding region runs from base 48 to 1310 and encodes 420 amino acids. NCBI's taxonomy places the organism in Eukaryota, Fungi, Ascomycota, Dothideomycetes, Pleosporales. Gene Ontology annotation, cellular component: mitochondrion; cytoplasm. Gene Ontology annotation, molecular function: lipoyltransferase activity. Gene Ontology annotation, biological process: protein lipoylation. The record is from RefSeq and is a predicted model, not a curated record. The transcript has 2 exons.